Bombina bombina (fire-bellied toad) is the source of this 1742-nucleotide messenger RNA. It is a transcript of the gene IFT57, whose product is annotated as intraflagellar transport 57. Lineage: Eukaryota; Metazoa; Chordata; Amphibia; Anura; Bombinatoridae. Gene Ontology annotation, biological process: intraciliary transport; non-motile cilium assembly. The transcript is spliced from 11 exons. Bases 345 to 1571 code for a protein of 408 amino acids. The record is from RefSeq and is a predicted model, not a curated record. Gene Ontology annotation, cellular component: centrosome; intraciliary transport particle B; Golgi apparatus.
AUUGUGUCAGUAAGAAAGCACAGACACUAGCAGGGAAAAGCAGAAUAUCUGUGUGAUUUAUGUCGGUGGUUAAUGCGUUUGAUUUGUGAGCUGCUCUGAAAUGUCGUUUUAUUUUUUUUAAACAUGAGCUGCUACAGAGCUGCAAUGCAUUGGACAUGAGCAGUGAGUACACGCCUGGAAUGCCACUGUUACUAAGGCAAUCCAACAAGUGUUGCUAGGCGACCGAUUUAUGCGUUUCGUAAUACGGACCAGGAUUAUAGUAAUAAUUUUUGGAGCCUAAUGAAAAUCUAAACAAAAGGCAUCCUGGUUGAUUGAAGUUCUGCAUUUUCUGCAUCUAAGAAACCAUGGCAGAGGACGGUAGGAGAGUAGAUGAGGAUGAUCGUGGCCCCGGUGCUGCUUUUCAAGUAUUUGUGACAAUGGAAGACUUAUUGGAUAAAUUAAGGCUUCUUAAUUAUGAAGAAGUGCUAAACAAACAUAAUAUGAAACCAUUAACUAGGCACUAUUUUGCAUUACCUACAAAUCCUGGAGAGCAGUUCUUUAUAUUUUCCACCCUUUCUGCAUGGCUUAUAAAUAAAGCUGGACACCACUUUGAACAGCCGCAAGACUAUGAUGGCCCAAACGCCACAAUAUCCAAUAUUCUUGCUGAGUUACGUUCUUUUGGCUAUACUGUGGAUUUUCCACCUUCCAAGUUAAAAACAGGACAUGGAGAACAAGUGUGCUAUGUUCUUGAUUGCUUAGCAGAAGAAGUCUUAAAGCAUAUUAAUUUUGCCUGGAGCAGGCCAAUAUACCCAUCAGAAGAACUUGAGGAGGAAACUGUAGUGGGAGAGGAUUCUGAACUGACAUUAAACAAACUUGAGGAAGAAAUUGUAGAAGAGGAUUCUGACGAUGAACAUUGUAUAGAUUUAAAUGAUCUUGCCUCACAGAGCCACAAAUUGGCACAAGGAGAGUCCACUAAACCACAGGAAAUUUUGGAAUCUAAUAUUGACGCUGUGGAAUGGAACAUGGAACUGGAGCGUGUCCUCCCUCAGCUCAAGGUUACAAUUCGAACUGACAACAAGGACUGGCGGAUUCAUGUUGAUCAAAUGCAUCAACAUAGAGAAGAUAUUGAAAGCUUAUUUAAAGAAUCACAGGGCUACCUAGACAAACUUCAAAAUGAAAUCAGUAAGACCUUGGAGAAAGUGAGCAGUCGUGAAAAGUAUAUUAAUAAUCAAUUACAGCCCUUGGUCCAGGAAUACCGAGCUGCACAGGCCCAACUAAAUGAGGCAAAAGAAGGAUAUCAACAGGGAAGUGGAGGAGUAACAGAAAGGACUAGAAUGCUGUCUGAGAUCACAGAAGAAUUGGAGAAAGUUAAGCAAGAAAUGGAAGAAAAAGGCAGUAGCAUGACAGAUGGUGCUCCUUUGGUGAAAAUUAAACAAGCCCUAACAAAGCUGAAGCAAGAAACUAAACAGAUGGAAAUCAGGAUUGGUGUAGUAGAACACACGCUACUUCAGUCUAAACUCAAGGAAAAAUCAAACAUGACCCGAGAUAUGCAUGCUAUUAAUAUACCAGAAUCCUCUAUUGGAGUCUAUUAAACACUUUGUCUUCUACUAUAUUCAAUUUGCUAUAUUUUAUAUACCAUAUUUAUUUUUAUAGCUACACCAAUAUGUUAAUGUAUAAAAUGUAAAUGAUUUAGUUACUCGUUUUCUCAAGUGCAAAACAGAUGGUGAUGAUAAAUUAAAAAUAUAAAUAUUUCUUUUGUCAAA